Adineta ricciae is the source of this 450-nucleotide messenger RNA. Lineage: Eukaryota; Metazoa; Rotifera; Eurotatoria; Adinetida; Adinetidae. The record is from the annotation of a GenBank genome assembly.
AUGUCGUUCUUAACUAUUCUCGUUUUCGCACUCACAUUCACAAUUACAACAGCUCAGAAUAUUCAAAAAGUUUCUGACGUACCUAUUUCAUGGGUGAAUUGCACGACAUGGACUGACCAACUAUCGAUUGAAAAAGUUGAGGCAAACUUAUGGCCACCAAAACGAAAUCAAUUGUUAACUGUAACCGUUUCCGGUCAAACAAAAGAGUCAUUCAUAUACGGAGACUACAAUAAAACCAUCGUCUAUCGUGGUUAUUCUCUACCAUCGAUUACCGGUCCUUUGAAUGAUCUUGGAAUUACAUUACCUGCAUACCGAGGUCCAUUGAAAGUGACUAUAUUCAACAGCACUAUACCAGAAGUAGCACCAGCAGGAGCGUAUGAUGUCUAUGUGAAAGCAUAUGAACAGGAUCAUGCGGAAAUUUUCUGUGUCAAAAUCAGCUGGGAAUUUUAA